This is a messenger RNA of Phanerochaete carnosa HHB-10118-sp, 2034 nucleotides long. RefSeq lists its product as uncharacterized. The transcript is spliced from 11 exons. The record is from RefSeq and is a predicted model, not a curated record. NCBI's taxonomy places the organism in Eukaryota, Fungi, Basidiomycota, Agaricomycetes, Polyporales, Phanerochaetaceae. The coding region runs from base 1 to 2034 and encodes 677 amino acids.
AUGUCAGAAGGUGUUAGAACACGGGCGGGCAACAAGACAGCUCACCCUGCUGCAAAAUUGGUUCCCAAACGUCGUCGUUCAACCACAGAAAUUCAGGCGCAAAAAAAGGCCAAGGCACAAGAUCAAGCUGCAGAGGAUUCCCAAGUAGAGAAAGCUGUUACAAAGCUUGCUGAGCUUGAAAACCGUCAGCAGCAGCAAGAUGAAGAUAUGGAGAUUGUAACAAACCCUGCGCCUAGCUCGCGAGCUGAUGAAGUUGACAAUGUGCUAGUUGUGGAGGAUCUGCUGGAACAACAAGAGCCCGAGACUCAUGACAACAAGCAGCCAGAGGAAUGGCAGGAAGAAUCACCUGGUUUAGGUGAAGAUGGCGAAUACGUGAAGCCUCCCAGCGAAGAAGACGAUGACGAAGGCGGCGACGAUGCUGAAAUGGAGUUGGACGACUUAGAGAUCGCCGGAAAGCAGCCCUCAAGCCGCAAAAAGAUUCGCACAGGUCGCGCAGAAGUGGAGGCAAAAAGAAAGAGCCUGAAGCAGAGUAAAGAUGCGGAUAGUCAGAUGAAGGCAAAGAAGACCAAACGCAUCGGAGGCCUAUCGGAUGAAUGGCAAGCUGCGCAACAGGCAGCGAAGGGAAAAGACAAGAACUCCUCCUCUGACUCGACUCCUGGCCAGCGUGAGCCUGAAGUAGAGAUUCAAGUUAACGAUUAUGCAGGACUUGAAGAUGAUGCAAGGGACGAUACCAUCAAUGAGCGCGAAGUGACCGUUGCAUCUUCAACAGAACGAGUUGCUGAUCUCGGCCCUCAGACUCUUGUCAAGAUCAAGACCACUAUCACCUGUGGAGAUCCUGCCACACGGCGCAAAGGCAAGAGCGGUCAUCGAGCUAAGCCAAAGGUGACGGAGCUAGCACCUGAGCUCCGCCAGGCAUUCGGUGACACCAUUGCGCCUCUCAUCCGAGAGUACGCUGGUGCGCAGGAUGUGUGGUUCAAGAUUUCUGUACAGGAUCUUGAAGCCCUUCUGUCGAAAGGCUUGGGGCAUACCGCGGUGGCCAAAUAUGACCUUUCCGACCCAACUGACGCUUUAAUGAAGUUGUGCGCAGAAACUCUACAUCAGUGGAGGAACCAAUUCGCACAAGAGGCCGAGGAGGCCGUCAAGACUUUGAUCUCGGAAGACGAGCAUCUUGAUUCCAAGGAGAAGAUCAAAGACUUCGUCACGUACAUGCUUGGGGAUGAGGCUGGUAAAGCGCCCUUUGUAUACGAGAGCUGGGGAGGAGGAACGAAGCGAUCAGGACGCUUCGCACAUCCUUUGAUCAUUGCUACGUUCGCCCACCAUGUUGCCAAGGUUCUCAUGCCGGUUGAAGCCGCCGGGCACAAGACUACAGGUUCCCCUCAGGGCGCGCUGAUUCAUUGCAUUCUCGCAGCAAACCGUGCGCUCCGCUUCUGGAAGACGGGCGAGUUCAUGAAGCCCACCGGUAGAGCAAGCCACUACUCGCAGGAUAACUGGGGGGACACAAGCAUAUGGGUGGUCAAUGACGAGACUAAGGAGAAGGUAUUGCAGCUGGUUGCUCGCACCUCACGCUGGAACAAGUCAGUGAAGAAGCUGGGAGCCGAAGAGUGGAGGCGCUUGCACGAGGAAGCAAUCGAGUAUGCGCAAAUCCGAUACGCGGAUAUUCCUGAGGUUGUUGCAGAUCCCUCAACCUCUAGUGGGUUGUCAGAGGCCGACGACUUCGAGCUCGAGUCCGAUGGCUCUAACAGGGAUUACAGCACAAUCGUGUCGCAGCUUCUUCGCUCUACUUCGCUACUAGUAUCCGCUACAAUGCAGCUCUACACACUCAUCACUACCCUUGCCCUUGCCGCAGGCAUGGUCAACGCUCAGACCGUGUGUGUCCCGCCCUGCGUCACUGUCACGAUACCCCUUAUCGGGACGAUCCCCAUGCCAGGCCUUACGUGUGCUACCGGCUUCACAUGCUCGACUCUGGGUACUGGAACAGUUAGUAUCCUUGGUACCAGCGUCGGAGUUAAUGCUGGGACGUGCGUACCGUCUUAA